AUAAUACUAUCUAUAAAGAACAAGUCGAUAAGGCUUUGGUUGAAUUCAUAGUUACUGAUUCACAGCCAUUUUAUAUGUUAGAAAAUCUAGAAUUUAUAAAAUAUUCAUUAGCACUUAGUCUAUCUUACAAAUUGCCAAGUAAUAAAGAAAUAAAAAAUAAAAUUUAUUUGGCUUAUGAUUGGAUGUCAACAGUUGUUCGUAUGUGCAAUAAUAUUAUUAAAAAUCAUGAGUAUUUACAAGCAAUAGCAGAUGUUUCAACAAGAUGGGAUUCUAUAUACUUGGCAUGGGUUCGAAUUUUUAAAUUAAAACCUGCUAUCGAAAUAAUACAAGUAAUAUUAAGUUAUAAUAAUGAUUCUGUGGUCAAGAAAGAUGCACGACGCCUUAAACAAAUAAUAUUAACACCAAAUGAAUAG
Messenger RNA from Racocetra persica, 413 nucleotides. Lineage: Eukaryota; Fungi; Glomeromycota; Glomeromycetes; Diversisporales; Gigasporaceae. The record is from the annotation of a GenBank genome assembly.